Neurospora hispaniola is the source of this 2931-nucleotide messenger RNA. Its product is annotated as OPT oligopeptide transporter protein-domain-containing protein. The transcript has 2 exons. Gene Ontology annotation, biological process: transmembrane transport. Lineage: Eukaryota; Fungi; Ascomycota; Sordariomycetes; Sordariales; Sordariaceae. The record is from RefSeq and is a predicted model, not a curated record. Gene Ontology annotation, molecular function: oligopeptide transmembrane transporter activity. The coding region runs from base 159 to 2753 and encodes 864 amino acids. Gene Ontology annotation, cellular component: plasma membrane.
AUCGAUCGAUGCCAGCUUGAGACUUUUCCUCAACACCGCACCUCACUAAAUAUCAAACUUACCUCACCUACCUACAUCCUGCAGCCUUUUUAGCCCCGAUCCCCUACGGGAACCCUACAGCUUAUCCCAAGGGGUGACAUCACACAGCUGCGGCCAUCAUGGCGCAAAACGUCACCGAGAUCCACGAUAUGGGCGUGGACAAGAAGUCUAGCCCAUACGAUGAAGGCCGCAUCGACGAAAAGGCCCCUCAUGACUUUGCGGCUGAGGAGGCCACCGUUGACCGUACCGUCGAAGCUGACUUCAGUGUCACCGAGCAGGAUCUCCUGGAGGCCAAGGCCCUCGCCGACAACAUGUCGCUCGAGGAAGUCCGAGCCCUCAUGGAGCAGGUCCUCAAAAUUCACGGCAACGAUCCCAACUUCCCCCACACCAUCAUGACCAAGAUCGAGGAGUUCUUGGGCAACGCCAACAUCCUCACGAAUCCCGAAAAGUAUGAAGAAAUUAUCUACGAGAUGAAGAUCGAGGCCGCCCUCAUCACCAACAACUCGCCCUAUGCCGAGGUCCGUGCCGUUGUCGACAACCAUGAUGAUCCCACUAUGCCCUGCUCCACCAUCCGUGCCUGGGUCAUUGGUCUCAUCUUCUCCGGUGCUCUCGGUGCCAUCAACCAGCUCUUCUCCAUCCGUAUGCCUGCCAUUACUGUCGGUCUCAACGUCGCCCAGCUGUUGGCCUACCCCGUUGGCAAGAUCUGCGAGAAGGCUCUUCCAGAUGUCGGCUUCACCCUCUUCGGCUCUCGCCACAGCCUCAACCCUGGCCCCUUCAGCCGCAAGGAGCACAUGCUUAUCACCAUCAUGGCCAACGUUGCUGGUAGCACUCCUUACACCAACAACAUCAUCUGGUCUCAGUACCUUCCCGAGUACUUCAACCAGUCCUACGCCGGUCAGUUCAGCUACCAGAUCCUGGUCGCCCUUUCCACCAACUUGAUCGGCUACGGCAUGGCCGGCUUGACUCGUCGAUUCCUCGUCUACCCCAGCUACUGCGUCUGGCCCGCCUCUCUCGUCACCAUUGCUCUCAACAACGCCUUCCACACCGAGUCGAACGUGCCAGUGCUUGGCCCCCUCAAGAAGGUCUUCUCCAUGUCGCGUUACACCUUCUUCUUGUGGGCUACUUUGGCCAUGUUUGUCUACUUCUGGCUUCCCAACUACCUCUUCCUUGCUCUCAGCGCCUUCAGCUGGUUGUCUUGGAUCUCUCCCAACAACAUGGUCCUCAGCAACAUCACCGGAUUCAACAACGGUCUCGGCCUCAACCCCUGGCCCACCUUCGACUGGAAUGUCCUGCUUUUCGACGGCACCGACCCGCUCAUGGUUCCCUUCUUCAGCACGCUUAACAAGUUCCUCGGAAUGUUCUGCUCCUUCUUUGUCGUCAUUGGUAUCUGGUGGUCCAACACCUACAACACGGGCUACCUGCCCAUCAAUUCAAACAAGGUCUACGACAACAUGGGCCAACGCUACAACAUCUCCCGUGCCAUCAACGAGAAGGGUCUGUUCGAUGCUGAGAGGUACGAGGCCUACUCACCUGCUUACCUGGCUGCCGGCAACUUGGUUAUCUACCUCUUCUUCUUUGCCAUCUAUCCUGCCACACUCACUUACAUCCUGCUCAACCACCGCUACGAAGUCUCCAUGGGUUUCAAGAACCUCUGGAACUCGCUUCGCAGGAACAAGAACACCGAGGCUGGCCAAUACAAGGAUGUUCACAACCGUCUCAUGGCCGUCUACUCCGAAGUUCCCGAGUGGUGGUAUCUGAUUAUCCUGUUGGGCGCCAUCGGCUGCGGCAUUGGUGGCAUCGCCGGCUGGGAGACCUACACCACCCCUGCCGUCGUCUUUUACGGUCUCAUUCUCUGCUUCAUUUUCGUUAUCCCCGUCGGUAUCGUCAAGGCUAUGACGGGUAUGGAGGUUACUCUUAACGUCUUGGCCGAGUUUAUCGGUGGUUCCUGGGUCCAAGGUAACGCACUCGCCAUGAACUACUUCAAGUCCUUCGGCUACGUUACCUGCGCCCACGCGGUCUGGUUCGCCAACGACCUUAAGCUCGCCCAUUAUGUCAAGAUCCCGCCCAAGCACACGUUCGCUGCCCAGGUCGUCGCCACGCUCGUCUCCACCUUCAUCUGCACCGGUAUCCUCAACUUCCAGAUGAACGACAUCCCCAGGGUCUGCACCAACGAAGCCCCCAACAAGAUGACGUGCCCGGGCAUCAACACCUUUUUCACUGCCUCGGUCCUCUGGGGUACCAUCGGCCCCAAGAAGAUCUUUGGUCACAAUGGCCAGUACACGGCCCUCAUGCUUGGCUGGCCCCUCGGUCUCCUCCUCCCCGUCAUUACCUGGUACAUUCAGAAGAAGUUCCCUCAGAAGAAGUGGCUGCGCCAGAUUCACCCCAUCGUCCUCUUGUACGGAGCCAUGUACUGGGCCCCAUACAACUUGUCGUACGUAAUCCCCUCGGUCUGGAUCGGCUGGCUGUCCUGGAUUUGGUGCAGGAGCCGCUUCCUUGGCUUCUGGUCCAAGUACAACUUCGUGCUGUCGGCCGCUUUCACCACGGGCAUCUCUGUCGCUGCUGUCAUCAUCUUUUUCAGCUUGGACUGGUCGGGUGUCGAAGUUAGCUGGUGGGGCAACGACGUGGUGUCGGAAGGGUGCGAGGGUACGCCUUGCUUGUUGAAGACGUUGAAGGAGGGAGAGAUUUUCGGACCCGGGCCUGGGCAGUUCCAUUAAAUGUGGAAGAAGAUGGAAGUGAUGGGGAAGUGAUGGAUAGUCUGUCAUUGAAGUUGUUGUUGUUGAUACCCAGGCUUUGAUGUACGGACCAGCGGGGGGAUGAUGAUUUUAUGACGUCGUAUGGCAGUAUGAUUAAUACAGUUUUGUUUCUGAUCAUGUACAUGAUAAUAAUAUGGAG